UCGGUUAUUGAGGAAUUGACGCUGCGAUAGCGUUCGGCUCUUGUGCACGGUUGGAUCCGAAGAUGUGCCGAUGGGCUGGUAACAAUGAACGCGUAGGAUCCAAUGCGUGACUGACUUCUGACCGAUCUUCCUGCAAAUAAAUGAGUUUAUUCUAAUCUACUCUACUCCUAAUCUAUCACUGGGGGAUUGGGGAAGGAAGAGAGAUGUAAAGAAGGUUAGAACCUUACACAAUGAAGCAUACUGGCAGCUGGCAAUUAAGCUGAUUCAAAAACUGGAACGAAUUGCAAAGUAUCCGAAUAUCAAUGAUUAUGCACCAAUGUUGAAAGAUUCCAAGAAAAUGCGUGCCGGCUGGAGAGCAGCUCGAAUUCAAAUGUUGAAUGAUAGAGAUUGGUCGAAGUCGGAAGAAAUGAAACGGGAAAAUAAACGAGUUGAUUUGGAGAAUAGAUGGAAGAUCAAGAGAACCGAAUCUGCUAACAACAUCACGGAGAACCGGAGGAAGAAACGAAAACGAAGACGAAAAGCUCAUUAUUCCAAUCGAUGAAAUCUAUAAUUUUAUUAAUUUAAAACAGUUUGCUUUAUAAAGCUUUAAUAAAAAUGUUUAUUUA
This is a messenger RNA of Caenorhabditis elegans, 605 nucleotides long. RefSeq names its product Phage protein (gene R03D7.15). NCBI's taxonomy places the organism in Eukaryota, Metazoa, Nematoda, Chromadorea, Rhabditida, Rhabditidae. The transcript is spliced from 2 exons. The record is from RefSeq and is marked reviewed. The coding region runs from base 317 to 541 and encodes 74 amino acids.